AUGGCUGCAGAAGGUGAAGACCUUGCGAAGGCUUCCGCUCGUCCUGGCUUAGCUAACGGCGGAAGCUUCGUGGCUCCCGCGAUUUGCCAAGGAGCAGAAGCAACCGGCGCAAGCAGAGACGUGGAAGCAGCAGGAACGGCCGCGGAGGACGCAGCGGGAACGGCGGCGGGAGAAGCAGAAGGAGCGCCCGACGCGAUUGGUGCGUCCACCCCGCCUCGUGAGGCGAACCCGACCAGUCCGUCGCAUGCAAUCCGUGCGAGCCUCUCCGCGCCCCCGCGCGUGACGAGCAAGAAGCCGCCCGACAGCAUGCCGCUGCUGCGCCUACCGCUGGGCCUGUCGCCGUCCGCUUGGCCGCAAGGAGGGAAGCGGCAGCUUGGGCGAGAUGACACGGGAGAUGACAAGCGGCUGGAUUUGAGUAUGCCGGGACUAAGCUCUCAACAGGGAGGGGGUUCGGGCGGCUCGGAUGGUCCUUGCUGGAAGAAGCGCGCCGUUGGGGGUGUUUCACCGGGCGUAGCCGCUGUAGCAGUGUCCUCGGGUAUACAGUCCCCGGGUGCACCGUCCUUGGGUGCACCAUCCUCGGUAUUAUCUGUUCCAACUCCAACAGCCGUCGCGUCUACUUAUGUCGCCUCCCCGUCCUCUUCCUCCGCCUCUCCGCUCCGCCUUCCCUCUCCACUUCGCCUCCCCUCCUCCCUCCGCCUCAACUCCCCUCUGCGCUUCUCCCGCCGAUCUUCCCCGGCCCUUGCGCCGGUUUCUGGCGGUCACGCCCUUCCAGUCCCCCCCGGAACCCCGAAUAACGGCGCGCCACCUUUCCUCUCGCAACCGUCAAACUCCCCCCUUGGGUUGUCGCUUCCUCCCUCCAGCACCUCACCCAGUCCUCACGCUGCGCGGGCGCACGGUCCGCUUCCGCCGCUAUCCCUUCCGCCCCCCGCCGCCCCGCUCCCUGCUCAACCUUCCCCCGCGCCGACUCCUGACGGCGGGUGGCAAGGGACAGCUGGCGCAAGUCCGCGCAACCCUCCGAACCAAGGGGGACCGCAAGAACCUGCCAAUUCCCCACACUACCGCGGGGUGCGGUUGCGCCCAUGGGGAAAAUGGGCGGCGGAAAUCCGCGAUACCGCCAACAGCGCGCGCCUGUGGCUGGGCACGUUCCCCACGGCGGAAACGGCGGCGCUGGCGUAUGACGUGGCAGCGAUGGCGAUUCGAGGAAACAAGGCGAAGCUUAAUAUGGAGCAGCACAGAGAGCUGGCGAACGAAGUUCGCGAUCUGGUGAGAACGCUGAAAGCGGCGGCAAAGGCGGCGCAGGAUGCGGCGGCGGCGCGCGCGUAUGCGGAGGCGAUGGCGGAUGCUGGCGGAGAGGAGGGGAAGCCGCCAGGGCUGAAGAGAGAAACCGCGACAGGGAACGGCGAGGACCGAGCAGCGAACGGCGACACGUUGAGUGAACGGCUGGGAACGGUUAGGGAUGGUGACACUGGUUUAGAGGCAUCUCGAAAUGAGGGGGGCGGAAACGAGAAGUCAGCGGGUCGGGAAUGCGCGAACUAUGCGCCGGUGGCGGAAGGUACAGGCGGAGCACGCAGCGCGCAGGAGAAAGACCAGAUGGCGGAGCCGCGAUUCGGGCAGGGAAACGGGCAGGGAAACGGGCAGGCGAACGGGCAGGAGAACGGGCAGGGAAACGGGCAACUUCCAAUGCUGCGACAGGACCCGCCACAGGCGCCGCUUCUCCACGUGGUGAUGGGGAAGGUGGUUACCACCAUGGUGGAUAAGUAUGGCGGGGGAAUGGGGAAUUGGGCCAGGGGCGUUGGCGCUAAUCAGGGCGCGCUGGGGAGCGGAGGAAGCGGGGGAGGCGGAGGAAGCAGCGGGGGAAGCGGGGGAAGUGGAGCUCCUGAGGGUAUUGGGGCAGGGGGGGGAGUUGGGGGAGGUGCGGCGAAUGGGGGAAAUUGGGGGAAUGGGGAAACAAAAACGGGUGCCGUGGGAGGGGGUGCUGUGGGUGCAGAUAGGGAAGGGGUUGGAGGGAACGCGGGGCAGCAGGUGGACAGGAAAGAGUUGGUUACAUCCCCCUUACAAGCUCUCUCGUUAAACCAGGGAGUCUCGCCCAUGCAAUGCCAGGCCUCCUUCAUAGAAAGGAACACGUCCCCUGUACUACCCCAAGUGAAGGUCGAGCACGUUCCUGCUUUUACCGAGUCAGCUUACAAAGUUUUGGUGUUGCAAACAGGAGGGCAGUUCGUGAGUGGAGCAACUGCGUUUGCUGGUAACCAUGUAACCAGUUCGUGUGUGGUUGCGCCCAGCGUCACACCUCCGCCUGUAGCUGUACCGAGUAUGCUUACAGGGGGGAUGACAGGAACGCACUCAGAGGUGCCUGCACUUCCUAAGACUGCGUGUAAGGGGGACGCCUGUAGAGGGGAUGGGGGGAGCAGCAGCAGCAGUAGCAGCAGCGGUGGCAGAAGCAGCAGGCAGAGUGGGGGAGAGGAGAUGGGCGAUGGCAUAGGGGGCAUGAAUGGCACGGGUGGGGUAGGUGGCAUGGGCGUGGGGGGUGGGGCAGGUGAAACAGAGAGGAUGGAGGUGGAUGGACGGACACAGGAAGCAGGGCGAAACUUUGAAGGGUUGGUGGGCACAGUACAAUGUGCGUUUGAACAUCUCACCCCUAAAUCGCCUCACCUUAUGCAGCAGGGCGGUGGCGGGAACGCUGGGGUAUUAUUUGGCAGUGAGCGAACGACGACACCUGGCAUGGUAUCAGGGUCUCGUGGCGUGGAUGAUGUGCCACGUGGCAUGGUAUCAGCGUCACGGGGCAUGGAUCAAACGCCACGUGGCGUUGCACAGGCGCCUGCUUGCCUGUGCCACCACGCCCACUCGUUAGACAUGCCUGUAGCAGCAUUGCAAGCGCCCAUGCUACCCCCACCUGUCAUGCAAACGCCCUUGCUGACCUCCCCUGCUGGUGCUGCUUCAGGUGGUUCUUCAAGCGCGGCUUCUGUUGCCCCUUCAGGUGUUGGCACAGGUAUUCCUUCAGGUGGUCCUUCAGGUAGUGCUUCAGGUGGGUUUUCAGCUCAACCCUCUGCCGAACGACCGGGAUGGCAUUACACAGAAUCUCAUCAAGCAACAGAGAAAGCAGCAGAGGAGAUUGGCAGCGUAAAGAAAGAGAAUGUCGCCUCUACUGGUGGAGGAAGAGGAGGAGAAGUAGGAGUAGAAGGAGGAGGAGGAGGAGGAGGAGGAGGAGGAGGAGGAGGAGGAGGAGGAGGAGGAGGAGGAGGAGGAGGAGGAGGAGGAGGAGGAGGAGGAGGAGGAGGAGGAGGAGGAGGAGGAGGAGGAGGAGGAACGGAGAUAAGUGGGAUCUCCCAGGGUACCAGCCUUGGCGAUCCCAGGCUCUGGGAGGAAGGAGGGGGUGAGAGGAGGGGUGAGAGCGGCAGGAAUCAGGACUGCCCAUUUCCGCCCUAA
Molecule: messenger RNA, 3423 nt
Organism: Closterium sp. NIES-65
Lineage: Eukaryota; Viridiplantae; Streptophyta; Zygnematophyceae; Desmidiales; Closteriaceae
Source: the annotation of a GenBank genome assembly